Huiozyma naganishii CBS 8797 is the source of this 1710-nucleotide messenger RNA. It is a transcript of the gene TPN1, whose product is annotated as Tpn1p. The transcript has a single exon. The coding region runs from base 1 to 1710 and encodes 569 amino acids. Gene Ontology annotation, molecular function: transmembrane transporter activity. The record is from RefSeq and is a predicted model, not a curated record. Gene Ontology annotation, cellular component: plasma membrane; fungal-type vacuole membrane. Lineage: Eukaryota; Fungi; Ascomycota; Saccharomycetes; Saccharomycetales; Saccharomycetaceae. Gene Ontology annotation, biological process: transmembrane transport.
AUGGGCAAGAAGAGUGGUGAUAUUAUCGUGGAGGAGUGUGUCGAAGUUGGCUCUGAGUCGAGGCCCGUUGAGGGUGUUGUGACGCGGGAGCAUUUGGAGGAGUCGCCGGUCCAAAGCGAAGGGUUGGUAAAGCGUGCAUGCAGAAAGCUCGAAGGUUUGUCGCGGCGGAUCGAUGCGCUCGGGGUGGAGACCACUGGGAUCGAGCGGAUCGAGCCCUACGAACGUGGGUCUGCUGGGCGCCAGUUUGUGCAAGUAGCCGGGUUCUUCCUGAGCGCAACGGGCGGGCUAUCGUCGAUGUCAUCUUUCCUGCUGGGCCCGCUCUUGUUUGGGCUUGGGUUCAAAGAGUGUCUCACUUCCGGGCUUGUUUCGAUGGUCAUUGGGUGUCUUGUGGCCGCGUACUGCUCGAUUAUGGGUCCACAGUCUGGGUGUCGGCAGAUGGUUACAGCGAGGUACCUUUUCGGGUGGACUUUUGUGAAGUUGCCCGCGUUGGCGUCCAUUCUCGGGGUGCUCGGAUGGGCUGUGGUGAAUUGUGUCGUUGGUGGGGAGAUGCUUGCUGCAAUCUCGAACGGUAAAGUUCCGAUUGCCGUUGGCGUUGUGAUUGUGAUGGUGUGUUCGUUUUUUGUCGCGGUAUUUGGUAUUAAGCAAGUAUUGAAAGUUGAGACGCUGAUUUCUGUACCCGUACUGACAACGUUCCUUCUACUGUACAUCUGUGCAAGUGACAAGUACAAGUACGUGUCAGUGUACAACACGGAUAGUAUGCCGCGGUUGGAAUUGAAGGGCAACUGGCUGAAUUUCUUCACGCUGUGCUACAGUAUCACGUCGACGUGGGGGUCGAUCACGUCCGAUUACUACAUCUUGUUCCCGGAGUACACGCCCAAGUGGCAGGUAUUUACGUUAACUUUCCUGGGGACCGCUGUACCUACGCUCUUUGUGGGUGUUCUCGGGUUACUACUAUCGAGCGCUGCAGUGUCGUAUGAACCUUGGCAGGCAAGCUACGACAAGCACGGGAUGGGUGGACUGCUAUGGUCUGGGUUCUCCCGGUGGGGCGGGUUUGGCCGGUUUCUUGUCGUUGUGUUGCUUUUGAGUCUUGUCUCUAACAACAUCAUCAACACGUACUCUGCAGCGUUCUCGAUCCAGUUAUCCAGUGUACACGCUGCACGGAUCCCGCGGUGGUUCUGGUGUAUUGUAUGCACCGCGGUGUACUUCGUCGCUGCACUUGUCGGACGCAACCACUUCAGCACAAUCCUGGGGAACUUUUUGCCCAUGAUCGGGUACUGGCUGAGCAUGUACUUCAUGUUGCUUCUCGAGGAGAACGAGCUGUUCAGGCGUUGGUUCCUGCAUCUCUACACGCUGGAGUUCCCCGGAGGCCCGGAGUCCACCACAACUACAACUACCAAGACUGCUAUUGCGGUGACCCCACGGAGCGUUGACGAGUGGAAACGUCGCCACCGCAGCGCGCAGGGACACCGGUACAACUGGGACCGUUGGAACGACCAGUCCGUACUGACGCACGGGUACGCGGCCACGUUUGCGUUCGUGUGCGGGAUCGCGGGCGUCGUCGUCGGGAUGGCGCAGGCGUACUGGAUCGGGCCCGUCGCGCGCCAUUUUGGACCCGAGGGAGGAGACAUAGCGAUGUGGCUCGCGAUGGGCAUCUCUGGUAUCGUGUACCCGCCCUGUCGGUACCUCGAGCUGCGCCGGUUCGGCAGGUGA